Heterocephalus glaber (naked mole-rat) is the source of this 4056-nucleotide messenger RNA. It is a transcript of the gene Sh3bp2, whose product is annotated as SH3 domain binding protein 2. The record is from RefSeq and is a predicted model, not a curated record. NCBI's taxonomy places the organism in Eukaryota, Metazoa, Chordata, Mammalia, Rodentia, Bathyergidae. Gene Ontology annotation, molecular function: SH3 domain binding. Gene Ontology annotation, biological process: signal transduction.
GGAAAUGCGUCCUGGUCCCUUCCAGUCAAGCAAGCUCCUUCCUCUGGGAACCUCCAUCUCCUCGUUGGCGAGUACAGAUGGCAGCCGGCCCAGCCUCGGGCUGUGAGCACUGAGCCGAGGCAGGGGCUGUGAGGAGUGGGUGGCGGGCAGGGCCUGCAGUGCCCACUGCAAACUGUGCCUCUCUCUCCCCUCUUCCAGGCUGACCCCCGGCCCCCUGCCCGGCACCCACCCACACAAGUGCCCCGUCCCUGAGCCCAGUGGAGCAUGGGCCCCUGAGCCCAGCUGCUUUGAGGCGAGGCACCAGCCCAGGCAGGGGAGGACCGAGGAGGGGACAGGCUGCCCAACACUGGUGACCUCAGCUGUACCCCAGCCACACACUUCUCCUUGCUGGGAUGUUGGGGGGUCAUCGCCAUGGUUACCAGAGCAGGGUGAAAGUCACAAGCACCACCAUGGUGGGGAGGGCAUCCUGAAUGUCCUCUGUUUUCAGGAAUAGGAAUGGCAGGGCACAGGGAGACACUGAAGCUCAGAGCCAAGGGACCUGCAAAGUCACACAGCAGCCCCAGCCCCCGGAAAGCUGUGGCUGGCCUCCCUCCCUCUCCUCUGGCCUGUGACCAGAGCAUCUUGGGCUGCACCCAGGGUCUGGAUCUAUGCCUGGGGCCCUGGAUGGGAUAAGCGGGCAGGUCUGGCUCCUGCCUGGGCCUCGGCCUGGUCCAAACCCCUGGUCUGCAGGAAGGGGGCAUGCCCCCAAGAUUGCCGCCAGGUGGGUGCUGUCCCCCAGCCUCUGAGCCCAGGCCCCCAGACUGCCUCCUGCAGCUCACCCCAUGCCUGUCCCAUGGCCAACCCCCCCCAGACUUCCUCCGCCACCCCAGGCCCCAAUCCUGGCCCAGUACUCUCGGGGCCUGGCACCCUUGCCAGAGCCCAUGGUCUCUUGGUGCCCUCUCCAUCUGGGGGCCACCCCCAGGACCCCCAUGCUCUUAGCUCUGCCCUGCUGCGGAGGGGAACAGGAAGAGGCCCCAAGCGAGCCCCUCUCUGUCACCCAGCCCUGGCUGCCAUGUCCAACCUUGUGCUGAAGGCGUGGCCUGCCACUGACCACCCCAAGGUAUUGAGGCUGGUGCAGGCUGGGGAUGCAGGGCCCCAGACACCAGGCUCAGGGUCCCCACCCUCUAGCAAGCGGCAGGGGUCUGCAUCCCAAACAGGCCCCUCAGUACCAGGGGCCUUGGCAGCCAGCCUGGUGCCGGGACACAGCCUGGGAGCUGUCCUGGUCCUGGGCCCCGACACCCGGCCUCUGGUUGGGUGCCCAAUACCUAGCUAUGGGGGUGGUGUGCAGGGCCAUCAGGACAGGGGCUACAGGAGGCUCGGGGAAGUUGGUGGACCAGGAAGAUGCUGCAGCUCCCAGGGACUGUGGUGUGCAUGCUCUGCCACUCUCAAAUCCUCCUUUCUCCAGCUGCCUCCUUCCUAGGGUGCCGUUCUCACUGGGACAGGAGCUCAAAGGAGGAGGCAGGGUGGGGACAUCAGCGGCUUGAGCUGCAAUCCCUGUCCUCUGGCUUCCUGUGGGGCCGAGCUAGGGAAGGACACCAGGCUUGAGGGGAAACAGCAGGUCAGGAGGGCUGAGUUCUGCAUGGGGCCAGAGCAGGGCCCUGGGCUGAUGCUUUGCCACCUAGGCCACAAAGUGCUUUCCAGCAAGCACAGUAGCAAGGGACAGGGACGCAGAGGGAUGGGAGGAGCAGACAGAAAUGCCUGUGCCCACACUCCUGCCUAGCCCCACAGUCCCUGGGCUCAGAAGCACAGACUUGGCCACCUUAGAAACUACAGGUCCCCAGGGCCAGAGGCUCACUGUCUGUGGUUCAGAGGGCAGGAGCCCCUUGUACGGGGAGCGGGAGUGAGCCCCGUGUGGCUGUCAGCAGAGGUCUGUGCUGGGCCUGACACGCUAGGCUGCACAGGUAUUUGUGGUUUGCCCGUGCAAGGCUGAGUGUGCAGAGCUGACCAAGGGGCCCUAGCAGGGAGCUUCCUGCCCGGAGCCCCAAGCCAGAGCUGUGGGGGUCAGAAGCAGGGAAGUGGGCCCACAGUCCACAGGCUGAUCACCCUGGGAGCGACAGCUCUUGGCCCCCUCUGGCUUUCAGGACCUCUGGGGUGGAAGAUAGGAAGUGCUGCUCCUCAGGCAGCCCAGGGAGCUGCUAACCGGAAGUCCCGCCUGGGAGGAAGCCCUGGUGGCCACAGGUGCAGAUGCAGCAGGACUGAGUGUGGCAGCACAGGGGAUGCCUGCCUCCACCAUCUCUGCAGCCCCUGAGCUGCAUGGCUUCCCUGGGCCCCGGCACUCUGGCCCCCAGCAGGCUCUCGAGCCGGAGAACCAUGUGCUGGGUCAGCACCAUCAGCUUCAUGGCGGCUGAGGAGAUGCACUGGCCGGUCCCCAUGAAGGCCAUUGGUGCUCAGAACCUGCUGACCAUGCCUGGGGGUGUGGCCAAGGCUGGCUACCUGCACAAGAAGGGGGGCACCCAGCUGCAGCUGCUCAAAUGGCCACUGCGCUUCGUCAUCAUCCACAAGCGCUGCAUCUACUACUUCAAGAGCAGCACAUCUGCCUCCCCGCAGGGCGCCUUCUCCCUCAACGGCUACAACCGGGUGAUGCGGGCGGCUGAGGAGACGACGUCCAACAAUGUCUUCCCCUUCAAGAUCAUUCACAUCAGCAAGAAGCACCGCACGUGGUUCUUCUCUGCCUCCUCGGAGGACGAGCGCAAGAGCUGGAUGGCCUUGCUGCGCCGGGAGAUCGGCCACUUCCACGGGAAGAAGGAGCUGGCUCUGGACACCAGCGACUCCAGCUCGGACACAGACAGCUUCUAUGGUGCAGUGGAGCGGCCGGUGGACAUCAGCCUCUCCCCGUACCCCACGGACAACGAAGACUAUGAGCACGAAGACGAGGACGACUCCUACUUGGAGCCUGACUCCCCCGAGCCUGGGAAGUUGGAUGAUUCCCUGACUCACCCGCCGGCCUACCCGCCGCCCCCCGUGCCCACGACCCGGAAGCCCACCUUCUCCGACCUGCCCCGAGCUCACUCCUUCAACUCUAAGGGCCCAGCCCCGCUGCUGCCACCCCCGCCUCCGAAGCGGGGCCUUCCUGACACCAGCGGGCCCGCUGAGGACACCAAGAGGGACCCGCUGGGGCUGAGGAGGGCCGAGUCUGGCCCCAGGGUACCGGCCACACCCCGGAGGAUGAGUGACCCCCCGCCCAGCAACCUGUCCGCCGGGCCCAGCCUGUGGAAACCCACGUGCUUCCGAGAGGGCGCCGGCCCCAGCCCAGAGCCCUGGACACCUGGCCUCGGGGCCAGCGCUGCCCUCAGUUGUGCCGGCACUGCCUCUGCCACUUCCAGGAACUGUGACAAGCUCAAAUCCUUCCACCUGUCCCCUCAGGGGCUGCCCACAUCCGAGCCCCCGCCCGUGCCAACCAAUAAGCCCAAGUUCCCCAAGAUAGUGGAAGAGGGCCCCCCACGGGAGGCAGCCAGGCCUGGACUCUUCGCACCCCCCGUGGCACCCAGGCCUCCCGCGCUGAAGCUGCCUGACGCCACUCCUCGACCCGCAGUGCUGCCCCGGCCGGAGAAGCCGCCGCUGCCCCACCUCCAGCGGUCGCCCCCUGAUGGGCAGAGUUUCAGGAGCUUCUCCUUUGAAAAACCCCGACAACCCUCGAAGGCUGACCCCAGCGAGGAGGACUCGGAUGAGGACUACGAGAAGGUGCCGCUGCCCAGCUCCAUCUUCGUCAACACCACGGAGUCCUGUGAAGUGGAGAGGCUGUUCAAAGCCAGCAGCCCCCGGGGAGAGCCCCAGGACGGGCUGUACUGCAUCCGGAACUCCUCCACCAAGUUGGGCAAGGUGCUGGUCGUGUGGGAUGAGUCCUCCAACAAAGUGAGGAACUACCGCGUCUUUGAGAAGGACUCUAAGUUCUACCUGGAGGGCGAGGUCCUGUUCGCCAGCGUGGGCAGCAUGGUGGAGCACUACCACACGCACGUGCUGCCCAGCCACCAGAGCCUGCUGCUGCGGCACCCCUACGGCUACACCGGGCCCAGGUGA